This is a messenger RNA of Arabidopsis lyrata subsp. lyrata, 1611 nucleotides long. RefSeq names its product thaumatin-like protein 1b. NCBI's taxonomy places the organism in Eukaryota, Viridiplantae, Streptophyta, Magnoliopsida, Brassicales, Brassicaceae. The coding region runs from base 202 to 1194 and encodes 330 amino acids. Gene Ontology annotation, biological process: defense response. The record is from RefSeq and is a predicted model, not a curated record. Gene Ontology annotation, cellular component: extracellular region. The transcript is spliced from 3 exons.
ACCAGCCAACACAUACACCAGAUUCUUACCAACAGAGAAAAAAGGCCUCCUCUAUAAAUCAUCCAUCCUCUUCUUCAUCCAUCUUUCGCUCUCAGAAUCGUCUUCGAGUCUCUGUUUCAUAAAUAUUAAAAAUAAAGAAGAAGAAGACGAAGAAGAAACAGAGCAUUAAAAAUCUUCAUAUUCUUCUUCUUCUCCAAUUCAAUGGCUCUUCCGUUGCCAUUGAUCUUCCUUAUCUUCUCUAAUUUGUUCGUUUCUGGAGUUAGAUCUACGAGCUUCAUAAUGGUGAACAAAUGCGAAUACACAGUGUGGCCUGGACUUUUAUCAAACGCCGGAGUUCCACCACUUCCGACGACCGGAUUCGUACUUCAAAAAGGCGAAGAACGAACAAUUAACGCUCCAACUUCAUGGGGAGGAAGAUUCUGGGGAAGAACUCAAUGCUCCGCCGACACCGACGGAAAAUUCACUUGCCUCACCGGAGAUUGCGGAUCCGGAACCAUCGAAUGCUCCGGAUCCGGAGCAGCACCACCAGCAACACUAGCGGAAUUCACACUCGACGGAUCUAAUGGUCUCGAUUUCUACGACGUAAGUCUCGUCGACGGUUACAACGUCCCGAUGCUAGUGGCUCCACAAGGUGGCUCUGGUUUAAACUGUAGCAGCACCGGAUGCGUUGUAGAUCUGAACGGUUCGUGUCCGUCGGAGCUUAAAGUGACGAGUUUAGACGGCGGAGGUAAACUAUCUAUGGGAUGUAAAAGCGCGUGUGAAGCUUUUCGUACGCCGGAGUAUUGUUGCAGCGGCGCGUACGGUACACCUGACACGUGUAAACCGUCGUCGUAUUCUUUGAUGUUUAAAACCGCGUGUCCACGUGCUUACAGCUACGCUUACGAUGAUCAGAGUAGUACCUUCACAUGUGCCAAAUCUCCUAAUUACGUUAUCACGUUUUGCCCAACUCCUAACACCAGUCAGAAAUCAUCUCAAGAUCAGAGCUCAGAUCCGAAACAGACGACACCACCGGGAACAUCGUCGACAACUCCUGCCGGAGAUAGUAGUGCGACGUGGUCACCGGUAGAUACAUCGAUGAUAUACGAAGGAGCUUUGGAUCAGAGCAAAGGAACACCGUCCACGUGUCAUCUUUCGUUAUGUGGAAUCACAGUCACACUUGCGCUGGCCUUUUGUCGGAUGUGGCGGCUCUUUUGACACCUAACUUUGUCUCCCGCGUAAAAUCAAGACUAUGUGGGCCCUCACUGACUAAAGCCUUAUCUCGUUCCGGCCCAUGUGACCUUUUUACUUCCGAACGACGUCGGAUUGAGUCAGAGUUGAGAAAAAAGGUUAACAACACCCGAGAUUGACGAAAAUACCCUUCAUUCAUGGGAGAAUUCUUAUUUUGGGUGAGGAACACGUGGGAAAGAAAGUGGGCUGCUGGGUGGAGUUCAUAAAAGAUGGGAAUAUUUAUUUGAUUUUUAAUGUAACUAGGAUUAGAAGAGUGUUAAAAUCUAUAUAUAUUGGAAACAAUUGGGGGAAUAUUUCAUUUGUUUGUUGUCUGAUGAUGCUGUGGUGGCCAUUCGGAACAUUGAAAUGAAUAACACUAUUAUACAUUUGUUGGUCUUGUCUCAA